Messenger RNA from Exophiala mesophila, 2437 nucleotides. RefSeq names its product kynureninase. NCBI's taxonomy places the organism in Eukaryota, Fungi, Ascomycota, Eurotiomycetes, Chaetothyriales, Herpotrichiellaceae. Gene Ontology annotation, cellular component: cytoplasm. Bases 143 to 1528 code for a protein of 461 amino acids. The transcript is spliced from 3 exons. Gene Ontology annotation, biological process: NAD+ biosynthetic process. Gene Ontology annotation, molecular function: kynureninase activity; pyridoxal phosphate binding. The record is from RefSeq and is a predicted model, not a curated record.
CUAACACUCAUUUCGAAAAAGGUCCUAUACAUACCGGCAUAGUAGUCGGAGAAUAUUUUCGUGGGGGAGACACAGAAAGAGUUUGCAACCAUCAUCCAUCUCAUCAUAGGGAACCGUUAUAGCUUGACAUUGGAAAACAAACAUGACGAACAACGAGAGUCCCACAUCCAAGGCCCACGCCGCCUCACUUGACACCAACGAUCCUCUAUCAGCAUUAAGAUCAAACUUUUAUAUUCCUACUCUAGCAGAUCUGAAGCGUCCAACUCUAGCCAAAUCUCCCAAUGAAGAAUCCUCGCGCCAGUCUACAUAUCUGUGUGGAAAUUCCCUUGGUCUCCAACCGACCCGGACAGCAGAUAUCAUCCAAGCGUUUCUGACCCAAUGGAGGACCAAAGCCGUUACCGGCCAUUUUGUCGAUCACUCCGACUCGCCAUUACCGCCCUUCCUGCACGUGGAUGACAAUGCUGCCAAACUCAUGGCUCCUAUUGUCGGAGCUCUCGAGUCAGAGGUCGCCGUGAUGGGAACGUUGACAGGAAACAUCCAUGUUUUGCUGUCCAGCUUCUACCGCCCCGCCAAAAAGGGAGAGGGCAGGUAUAAAAUCUUGCUUGAGGGCAAGGCUUUUCCCAGUGAUCACUAUGCCAUCGAGUCCCAAAUCAUUCACCAUGGACAUGAUCCAGCAGAUGCCAUGCUCCUACUUGAGCCCACCGACGACAAGAUUCCUCUCUUGACGACCGACCAGAUCCUGAAAACAAUUGACCAGCAUUCUUCUGAACUCGCUUUGAUCCUGCUACCAGGAAUUCAAUUCUACACCGGACAGUAUUUCGACAUCCCCACAAUUACCGCUCAUGCUCAUUCGCAUGGUAUUCUCGUCGGAUUCGACUUGGCCCACGCCGCUGGAAACGUCGAUCUCCAGCUGCAUGAAUGGGACGUCGACUUCGCCGCUUGGUGCACGUACAAGUACCUCAACUCUGGGCCUGGAGCAAUCGCCGGGCUUUUCGUCCAUGAAAGGUUUGGCAAGGUCGACAUGCAGAGUUCCACCCAAAAGUUCUGGCCACGGCUGUCGGGAUGGUGGGGAGAUGACAAGAGUACCAGGUUUCAAAUGACAAAUCGGUUUGUUCCUCGUCCUGGCGCCGCAGGAUACCAACUGUCAAAUCCUAGCGCCCUUGACCUGGCCGCAGUGGUCGCCUCCUUGCAAGUCUUCAACGAGACGUCAAUGUCUGCUCUGCGACAACGUUCCCUGAGGCUGACGAACUACCUUGAAACGCUGCUGGAUGGAAUUGAGGGUCGAAACCCUGGGAAAUUUACCCUCAUCAGUCCUCGCGAUCCAGAACGUAGAGGUGCCCAAUUGAGUAUCCGACUUGCACCAGGCCUUCUCGAGUCCGUGCUUGAGCAUCUCGAGAAUGAGGGCGUGGUGAUUGACGAGAGAAAGCCAGAUGUCAUCAGAGUUGCUCCUGCACCACUGUACAACACUUUUGUCGAUAUCUGGAAUUUCUGUCAAGUAUUUGAAGCAUCAUUAGCCAGCCAGCCUUAGACAAUCUAAGUUCCUGUGCGGUUCUUUCAUCAGUCGUCUUCGCUGUCGCUGGGAUCCGCCUCACGCCACAGGACAAAGUCGAAGCGUCCAUCAAGAUUGGCUCGGAUGAACUCCCGAACCAUAUCCUGCUGUAUCUCGCUGAGAUCGCUCUCAGGAUCUGCUGCCAUGAGUGAUAGAUUGAAUCCCCUCUGUGUCUGAGGAUUCAGCGAACUCAAAAAGUCGAUGAUGGCAUCCACGGUAAAUUGAGUCAUUGCGUAUAGAGUCAGGUUUCGAAGGUUCUUGAGUUGGGCCAGUGCUGGCAAAAUAUCCGCCGACACUUCUCCUCCGCUGGUCCAAAAGUCUUCGAGCUGUGGGAGACUGAGUGCAAGAGAUAUGAUAUGCUCUUCAGAGAAUUCAUCAGAAACAUCCUUGAGCACCAGCUCCCGAAGAUUGGUGAGCUCACAGAGGCCUUGGACCAUGAGCUGAAGGUCAUCAGCAGUGGUGUCGUCUCCAUUUCCCUUUAGCCAUAUUGACUCAAGAGUCUUCUGUUCCGACAAUGCGAGGUGAAACAACUGUGCGCUGCUGUGACGAACGGUAUAGGCCUCCAAAGACAAUCUGGUCAAUUUGACAGUGGGAGAAGCAAGGACUCGACUUAGCAAUGCUGGGCCGUCGAAGAAUUUCUUCAAGCUGAGGUCGCGAAGUUUGCUGCAUGAACUCAGCCAUUCGACCACCUCUAGAAAUACAUCAUUGUUCAUUGCCUCUAGUUGCACAGUGCCAUAACUGUCGUCGAGCUUCAACGUGUGGAUUUCGGUGCAGCUUUUAAGGGCAUUUAGAUUCAUCAUGGCCUCCUGGUUCAAAUUUGCGAGUUCCAGGAUCUGAAGCGACCUGUGUCGACCCAAGGCCUCGAACGAGAGUUUGCCGAUAUUGUUG